GGCAGGCAGUGCACGUUUUCAUUAUAUAGAGAGAGGUUAGGUUAGCGGGCAGUUAAUGCAAGGAGAAACGCAAGCUAGCAGCAAAUGUACUCCCGGCCGGCCGGUCACUGUUGAAGACGGUCGGACGACGAAAGCCAAGCCACUCGCAGCUAGAGCUAGCUCCAUGGACGCUCAAGGGGAUAGAUCGGUGCAGGAUGGUUCCGGUUCCGGGAUAACCGGUGUGUCGUCGAGCGGAUCUAUAGAUGAUUGAGGAGGGCAGUUGUGUGGUGCGCCGGAGGAGGAGGAGGACGAAGAAGAAGAUGAAUCCCUGAUAACGGAGAUCCUAACAGCUGCUCCGCCCAAGUUGGUGGACACUAGCGUGGCUUGCCUGAUUUCGUGGGCCGGCGACGACAUCGACCGCGGCGAUUAUUACGAACCAGGCGUGGUCCGCAUCGGCCCAUUCCACCGGCAGGAUCGAUCUAAGCGAUCAGCUGACAGGAUGGAGCAGAAGAAGAAGCUCGUGCUCCAGGGCUUGCUCACGGCCAGAAGCAGCAGCAGCAAAGAAGAAGACGACGAAGCAGCUGGGGGUCGAGAGGAGCUGAGGAGCCACCUGAAAGCCAUGGGAGCCAUCGUCGACCAUGCACGGGGUUACUUCAACAGGAGGUUUCGGUGGAUGAACGACAAGGAGUUUGCUCGUAUGCUGCUGCUGGACGGCUGCUUCCUCUACUCGCGCUUCUUCCCCGGCGGCGGCAUGGAGGACAUCACCGUGGACCGCGACAUCAUUUUCCUCAUGGAGAACCAGAUACCCUUCUUCGUCCUGGAGAAGAUCCACCAGCAGUUAAUCAAGAGCGCAAGAGUCCAGGAUACCACUACUAGUACUCCUCGUGUCCUUGAUAAGGUCGCCAAGCGCGUCCAACGACUGCUGCAGCGCAAUAACUACAUCAUCAGCAAUGUUAACGUGCCAUCGUCGCCUCCUCCCACUCCGCCAUGCCAUCUUCUCCACCUGCUCUACAUGUACUUCACGCCUGCAGGUCGACCUGCAGCUGGUCCAAUUGGAAAUGGUUGGUGCAUCUGCGUCGACAACCCGCCAAUACAGGGGCAACCCAACAACAGCAGCAGCAGCAACAACAGCAGCAGCAGCAGCAACAGUACCAGCGUGCCCCUGCAGGUCCGUUGGCGCACGGCGACGCAGUACUACGGCGCCGGCGUGGGGUUCGUGAAGCGGAAGCUGGGCGGUAGCGACGACGACGACGGGGCGCGCUCCAUCCUGGACGUGGAUCUCACUGUGGGGUGGCUCACAGGAGGCACACUCCACGUCCCUUGCCUGACGGUGGACACCAACACCUUCAGGAUGCUGCGCAACAUGGUGUCCCUGGAGCAGAAGAGCCUGCAGAGGAGCUCCCACGUCACGGCCUACUGCCUCUUCCUGUCGCAGGUCGCCGGCACCAAGGAGGACGUGGAGCUGCUCGUCUCCAAGGGCGUCAUCUCGCAUCUUCUCAGCAGCGUAGACGACGUCGCCCGAGGCCUCGCCGGGCUCUGCGACGGCGUCGUCCUGGACGCCGACGACCCGGAACUCAACUACCUCAGUUCCAAGCACAAGGCGCUUGAGCCGCUCUACCAUAGCAGCUGGGGAAGGUCCGUUGCGUGGCUCUGGAACGUCAAGUGCGACAACCCUCUCAAGGCAAUGGCCGUCCUGGCUGCCGUUGUCGUCAGCAUAGCCAACGUGCUCCAGUUGGUUUUCGCAGGACUCAGCUACGGCAGAGGCAAAUAAUAGCGCCUACGUUAGUCGUUGGAGCGGCUUGAAAUCAUGUGCAACAGAUCGAUUAAUUAAAACCACAGUGAUCGAAAGGGUAGACGCACAUGUAUUUGUUGGUACUAUUUUCAGUUCGCUCAUUAAGGUGACUUGAUUCCCAACUCCA
Molecule: messenger RNA, 1898 nt
Organism: Brachypodium distachyon (stiff brome)
Lineage: Eukaryota; Viridiplantae; Streptophyta; Magnoliopsida; Poales; Poaceae
Product: UPF0481 protein At3g47200
Exons: 3
Coding region: 479-1750 (423 amino acids)
Source: RefSeq, a predicted model, not a curated record